UCGCCAAGAAAAAGGUCCGCGAUCGCCGCGCAGAUGAAGUGCUCUCCGCGCGCGCGUGGAGGGUAAAUUCAGCUCGCGGGGGGCAACAUGUUGGAGGGAGGGGGGCAUGUGCGGAGUCACGACGCACGACGCAACGCGGUUCGUCAUGACCCUGAAGUGAAUCACGAUGGGAUUUCGUUGGUGACGUGAACGCAAUUAGACUCGCUUUUUGCGCUGCGCAUUUCCCACCAGCCGCAGCUGCCAAUCAUCUCCGAGUUUGCUGGGUUUUAUUUUCUAUUUUUACAUUCUGCACUUUCCAUCUCCUGAAACUUCAUUUGCCCUCCUCCGCGCGCACAGUGGCUGCGCUCCGCCCGCGUGCGCAGACGGUUUUGCGGGAUUUUUCUCCGCCGCUUCAUGCCUCGCGCACCUGUGGACGCCUUUUGUGCUCCGCUUGCCCCCCGUCCCUCCCCACAGCGCAGAGCGCGCGGCGGACGCGCGGCCGGACCCGCGCUCUGAGGACACAUCCAGCACCACCGCGGCUCCGAACAGCUCCAGCCCGCGCGCGCGUGGAUGGGCUCUGCCGGUCUCCGUGUCUCCCGCAGCUCCUAACGACCGGCGACGAUGGCAUCUCACGGCUUCUGGUCCCUCGGCGCGGAUAACGCGGGGGCCACCGCCGGCAGUCAGAGCCCCAGCACGCCCAGAGCCUGGUGCCAAGCGGCGGCCCAGAAACUCUCCGGAGGAAUUGGAUCGAAAAUAUGCGCGCUGCUGAACGUGGGGGAAGUGGAGAAAGGUGCAGAAACGGGCGCAAAGCAGCCGCUGCAGCCGGCAGCCGGAACCUGCGGCUGCAACAAACCCUGCAACUGCGCCAAAACCGACGUGGGCUUCUCCGACCUCUACUCAACAGACUUGUUGCCGGCUCUGGACGGAGACUCCAAGACCAUGACCUUCCUGCAGGAGGUGGUGGACAUCCUCCUGGCCUACAUCGUGGAGUCUUUCGACCGAGAAACCAAAGUGAUUGAUUUCCAUUAUCCAAACGAGCUGCUGCAGCUCAACAACUGGGAGCUGCAGCACGAUCCCGCCACCCUGGAUGAUAUCUUGAUCAGCUGCCGCGCCACGCUCAAAUACGCCAUCAAAACAGCUCAUCCCAGGUACUUCAAUCAGCUCUCCACGGGGCUGGACAUGGUCGGGCUGGCGGCCGACUGGCUAACAUCCACGGCCAACACCAACAUGUUCACCUAUGAGGUGGCUCCUGUCUUCGUGCUGCUGGAAUACGUCACCCUGAAGAAGAUGAGGGAGAUCAUUGGCUGGCCGGAGGGGCGGGGGGACGGCAUCUUCUCACCUGGGGGAGCUAUUUCUAACAUGUACGCCAUGCUGCUGGCCCGCUUCAAGAUGUUCCCUGAGGUGAAGGAGAAGGGGAUGUCAUCCGUCCCCAGACUGGUGGCCUUCACGUCGGAGCAUAGCCAUUUUUCUAUCAAGAAGGGGGCGGCGGCGCUCGGCAUCGGGACUGAAAGUGUGAUCUGCAUCAAAGCCGACGAAUGCGGUAAACUGAUCCCGGCUGACCUUGAGAGGCGAAUUCUGGAGGCGAAACAGAAGGGCUUUGUGCCGUUCUUUGUGAGCGCGACCGCCGGGACGACGGUGUACGGAGCCUUUGACCCCCUCAUCGCCAUCUCCGACAUCUGCAGGAAGUACAACGUCUGGAUGCAUGUGGAUGGAACCAUCGGCUUCGAGGCUCAGAUCGACCGAUGUUUGGAACUGUCGGAGUAUCUCUACAACAAGAUCAAGGACAGAGACGGCUAUGAGAUGGUCUUCGAUGGGAAGCCUCAGCACACCAACGUCUGCUUCUGGUACCUCCCCCCCGGGAUGCGCUACAUCGAGGACAAAGAGGAGAAGAAGAAACGCUUGCACAAGGUGGCUCCCGUGAUCAAAGCCAGGAUGAUGGAGUACGGCACCACCAUGGUCAGCUACCAGCCCCAAGGAGACAAGGUGAACUUCUUCCGCAUGGUCAUCUCAAACCCCGCUGCGACCUUCGAGGACAUCGACUUUCUUAUCGAGGAGAUCGAGCGCCUCGGCCACGAUCUAUAAGACUCAGUCGUCGCUUUUUCCCCCCUUGGAGGAUGAAAUGUUUGUCGUGAAUGUACUGGUAAAGUUUUUUCUCUCUCUUUCCUGCAAAGUCAUAUAUAUAUAAAUAUAUAUUUAAGAUUAUAUUUGAGAGAAGUAUAUAUCCAUAUGUUACGUAUCGCAGCUUCGCCGGGGGCCGAGCGGCUCCACAGCUUUGUAAAAGUGCUUCUGUCUGCCUUUCUCGUAGUGCAGUGGCUCCUAGAGUCGUGUUAAGUGACGUAACAAUGUGUACUCUUGUGGUUCGACAUGCCUGUCAGUCGGCGAGGAAGAGCGUUCUUUGUUUAUUUACUUGUUUUUUGGGUCCUUCCUCGUUUGUGGAGUACGUGGUCAAGUGCCAAAUGUGGUUGUGAUCUGUGGAGGCUUGAAAACAAAAACGAGCUCUUCACUUUACCUCAGCUUCUUCUACUGCCUCCACGUCUGCACAAACAGAGAGAAUUCAAACUGCCGGCGCCGUUUCGCCGGCUCGUGCGUGGUUAAGACACGGGAUCAUUCACACGUGAAGUACUUGACGUGUUCUAGAUGUGCGUCAAACUGUGAAAACUCGUUUUUAUCGACACUAGAGCUGCUCGACAGAGUCGGUGGAACCUUUAUUGACACAAACGUGCUUCACAAAUGAGUCUGUUUUACUGCUAAAAUAGUAAAUCAGUCUGCUCCUCUAGUGGUCAUUAUAGGUACUGCAUGCACAAGUCUACAACUCCACCAGUUGAGGGAUUUUCCGCUAAAUCUUUACGGGUUUGUGGAAUCCUCAACUCGUUUGGAGGGUUAAAUCAUUAAAACGACGACCUUAUGCUAGA
Molecule: messenger RNA, 2891 nt
Organism: Oryzias melastigma (Indian medaka)
Lineage: Eukaryota; Metazoa; Chordata; Actinopteri; Beloniformes; Adrianichthyidae
Gene: gad2
Product: glutamate decarboxylase 2
Biological process (GO): GABA shunt
Cellular component (GO): cytoplasm
Molecular function (GO): pyridoxal phosphate binding; glutamate decarboxylase activity
Source: RefSeq, a predicted model, not a curated record